Messenger RNA from Gadus chalcogrammus (walleye pollock), 5845 nucleotides. RefSeq names its product integrin alpha-E-like. The transcript has 31 exons. The coding region runs from base 111 to 3431 and encodes 1106 amino acids. NCBI's taxonomy places the organism in Eukaryota, Metazoa, Chordata, Actinopteri, Gadiformes, Gadidae. The record is from RefSeq and is a predicted model, not a curated record. Gene Ontology annotation, cellular component: external side of plasma membrane; integrin complex. Gene Ontology annotation, biological process: cell-cell adhesion; integrin-mediated signaling pathway; cell-matrix adhesion. Gene Ontology annotation, molecular function: integrin binding.
AAAAUUGAAACAGGAAGUGGUCUAUGUGUCGAGUAUUUCUCUGUCUGGUGUGAUGUGCUAAGAGAAGGAUAGCAUUUGAUAUUUUUGCUUUCUCCCAUACAAUACAAAGGAUGGCGUGGGCACAUCUAUUGCUAUUGACUGUUGCAUGGACUAGGCCUACUGAAGGCUUUAACAUCUAUGAGAAACCAGUGACGACCUUUAAAGAGGAUAACGAUGUACUUUUUGGACAAACCGAGGCUCAGACCAAAGAUGGAGUCCUGAUUCCAUCUCCAAACUCCAGAGUGGUAUUUGUUUGCACUUUGAAUAAAGGAGAUGAGGGCAAAUGUGCCAAACUUACAGGUUUCACUGAAGUAGAAGGAACUAAGCCAGUUGUUUCAGUAACAAACCUCAUGACUGCCGAUAACGAGAAGACAAUGGUCUGUCAACAGCAGAGAAAGAUGGAAAAAUGUAUUGAAUACUUUAACGCCAACUGCAUUCUUCAGUCUGCAUUCGGCAACACUGAGGUGUUGUACCCGGCUACCCUGGUGGUCGAGCAACUCGAUAAAAUCAACGGCAGCAUCAACAGAAACAACAACAAUAACAACAACAACAACAACAACGAUGACGAUGACGAAGAGGUUCCUGGUACAGAGAUUGGAUUUGUACUGGAUGGUUCUGGUAGUAUAUCAGCACCCGAUUUUGCAAUAGCAAAACAAUUUAUUUGUGAUGUGAUGUCCAAUGUAUGGAAGAAAUGCUAUAACUGUGACUUCACCUUGGUUCAAUAUGGAAGUAGUGUCAGGUCUGAACUAUCACUAAAGGAUAGCAAGGAGAACGGUCAAAAAGCUCUUGAGAAGGUGAAGAACAUCCAACAAAUUGGUAAUCUUACAGUAACCGCUUCAGCCAUACAGUACUUAUUAAAUCAUAGCUUUGCUUUCGACAACGGAUCGAACCCAGCAGCAAAGAAGAUGAUGAUUGUGGUGUCAGAUGGAGAAAUCACUGAAUUUGAUAGAACAAACCUUAUCCCUGCACUGGAAAUGCUUAAGAAAAUGGAUGUCACCAGAUUUGCUAUUGGUGUGGGAGAAAUUAGAGUUAAACCUAUGGCAAUGAAGGAAAUGUCAGAUAUUGCUGGAGAUAAGAAAAAUCUCAAGUUUGUGGAUAACUACAAUGCGCUGACAUCAAUCCUUGCCCAACUCGAAAAUAAUCUCUUAAGUAGCAUUGAAGGAUUAAACGAAGGGGAUGGCUUCAAAUUUGAACUCUCCGAGGCUGGCUUCAGCAGUCACAUAGCACCUGAUGAGUCCCUGCUGUUUGGAGCCGUGGGAGCCAACGACUGGAGCGGUGGCGUCAUCCUCAGGCCUCCCGGGCAGCCAGUGAGCUUCUUGCAGGCAGAAUCCUCAAAACAACGCUUCUCCUAUCUAGGCUACAGUGUGCUGUCAGCGACAGUCCCCUCUACCGCUAGAGAAAAACAGUACCUCUAUAUCUCAGGGGCCCCUCGCUAUAAUCUGACUGGCGGGGUGCUUGUCUUUGAUGCAGCCAAUCACAAACAGCGUCAGCUACUACAGGGGGAACAGUUGGGGUCGUACUUUGGGUCAGUGUUGUGUGCUGUGGACAUUGAUCAAAAUGGAGAGACAGACUACCUACUUGUUGGGGCGCCGUUCCACUACCAGAAGGGAGAGGAGGGAAAAGUGUUUCUAUACAAGCUGCUGGGAGAGGGGGCGUUUCAAAAGGAGGACUUUGAAUGGCGAGGCUUGGAGAAGUAUGUGUUUUCCAGGUUCGGCUCGGCCAUCGCCAGCGUCGGGGACCUAGAUGGAAACGGAUGUACUGACGUGGCCGUCGGCGCGCCUCUGGAAGAAGAUGGCCAAUCCGGAGGCUCCGGAAGCAUCUACAUCUUCAAUGGCGUUUCAGACAAGCUACAGCCGCUACAUUCACAGAGAAUUUCCCCUGCGUCCAUUGGGAUGAAGCUCCGACAUUUUGGCCAGUCAGUCAGUGCUUUCUCAAAGCAAGUGGACAGAAAAAGACAGCGCCACAUCAGUGUUGGCAGUGAAGGCAACGUCACUGUCCUUGAGACCCUUCCCAUACUUCACAUCAAACCCGUACUGGAAGUGUUACCAACAAAAAUCCCGUUUACAUGGCGGGAAAAAACAGGCAAGGUCACUUUGGAAAUCCAAUUCAAACAACGAGACCAGGGAGAAAUUGCUGACACUGAAGAACUUCAAGUUUUGUAUAACAUUUCUUUGGACGUGGAUCAAGACAAAAAGCGACUGACAUUCGUCAACAAUUCAGAUAAGGUGGGAGCGUUCGACUUGAAACCAUCUGUAGGCCCUCAAUGUAUCAGCCUGACUUUCAGCGGCUGCAAUGAUUGCUACGCACCCAUUGUAGUACAGCUUAACUUCACUUUGAAAACUACUGCCAAUCGGAAACCACACCGAGUUUUGGAAUAUUGGACUCCCAAGGAGGUUACUCAAAAGGUGAUGAUUGCCAAUAACUGUGAAGGAUCAUGUGUUGCAAACAUAUCCUUGUCGGAUUCAAAGCUCAAUCAGGACGUCGUUAUCAUUGGAUCAUCCAAGAGCAACUCAAUAUCCUUCAAUCUGACCAACCAUGGGGAUGAAGCAUACAUGACAAAGCUUGUUCUUGCCUACCCUCAUAAUCUGCAGUACAGCCAUAUGACUGUGAAUAAUCCGGAAUCCACAUUAGAGGGGACCAAGUGUGAUCAUGAACUCAGAACGCCUCUUUCUGAGGUCAGGUGUCGCCUUCUGCAUCCGCACUUCAAGAAAGGUGCACAGGCCAACUUUGUCAUCCAUUGGCAAAUUGUGGAUAUGAAGGCAGAGAUGCGUGAUGGUCAAAUCCAUGCAAGUCUAACUAGUGCAAACCAAGACAACCAAAUAUUGGACAAAAAAACAUAUAGUUUUACGAUGAAGAAUGCUAUGACAGUGCAGCUAUCGGGGACUGCCAGCCCAAAUGUUAUACCAUUUGAGGACAGACUUAAAGAGGCGGACAUCACAUUUACAUUUAAGCUUAGUGGUGAGAACAAGUAUAAUGCAACUUUAACAGUUGACAUCAGUUUAACGACGUUUGAACACAACACCAACAUGGCUAAACCUACAGUUGAGCCAAGGGAUCAUUGUAAGAUAAAUAAAAAAACUCAAGGAUAUUAUGACAUCAAGUGCCUCGUGACCGAUUUGAAAGAUAUCAGAGUCCAUACGUCAAUUAGUGAUGUGAAGGAAACAUCGAGCAAAAUUACUGCCUCUGCAAAUGUGACCAUUGAUGAGGACUUCGUUCUCAUGGGUGUCAACACAACGUCAUCAAAGGUGCAUGUGAUGAUACUGAAGCAGGAAGUGAUCAAAUCAGAAGCAGCUAUCAUUGGCGGGUCUAUUGGGGGUUUCUUAGUCCUGGUGCUGUUUGUGGUCCUCCUGUUCAAGUGUGGCUUUUACAAGAAACGUAAUCAGUCUACGUAGUUCUGAUCAAAAAACAGUUGGAAGUUGGUGGCCCUGUUUGGUUCAUGGUUCUUUUCUAAAAAUUGUGUAUGAUUAUUAUUACUAUUAUUAUUAUUAUUACUAUUAUUAUAAUUAUUAUUAUUAUUAUUAUUACAAUUUUAUGAUUGACUGAUGGAGCUGUAACAUAUUUUGCAUACAUAUCCAUUAUAAUAAAUACCGUUUUCUGCAUCUAGUGUGAUUAUCUGCUCAUGGGUUAAAUUCUAUAUUUAAUACAUAUUUAAUCUUUGUUUUUCAUAAAAUGUAGUGACGGAGCUCGCUCUUUAACAAAUGUUAUUAUUAAAAAACCCAGAAUUAUGAUGCUAGCGACCCGGCUUCCACAUCCUUGUUCUGCCGGAAAAAAAAAUGACGAAGAAGAUGACAUGCAUAUGUAUUGCCCCAAAAUCCUUAGAUACUGCUGUAUUACUUUAUUCAAAUCAAAUGCAAAAAAUAAGAAUAAAAACGGUAUUAUGUGGUUGCAAACGGUUUUAACGGUCUGAAACGCAAGUGAGGAGCGCCAAGCGCAAGUAGCUUUGUGGGCGGUUCUAUGGCGAUGUUGCUAUUUUAGCAGCGCAUAUAUGACUCUUGCGCCCGGCGCAAAUCUAAAAGGGUCUGAAGUAGCCUAAUUACCCGUAGAUGUGGUUUGAGUGUAACGUGCAAUAAACCAAUGAGAGUGUCAUCUCCCAACCCCUUUAAGGGCCAUGAGCGCAUUUGAAUCUGACAAGUUUAUAUUUUGACAGCGCGUUUGCAGUCUCCGAUGAGACAGAUGCAUGACCACAUCAAUUUCAAAUAAUAUGGCCAAAUAAUAUGGCCUAAUUCACACAUGGAAUAGCGUUUUCUUCCGCAACUUCAGAAACACUGAGUCCUCAAAUAAAUUUUUGCAAAGAAAACUUAUCACACAUAUGACACGCGGUAACUGUGUUUCUAUUUCUUACCAGUAUUGUAUGCAUUAUCGUUAUCGACUUGUGUUCCUAGUAUGCAUGUGUCCCCCCGUUAAUAUACUUUGCCAUGGACUGUAUAAGGCGUUACGUGUUUAGUUUGCGAGCUUGUAAACAGAUGGACGCACACACGCGCGCCCGCUUUCAUUAAUUAUUUUACACAUACAGACACGCGCACCCGAAUUCAUUCAUUCUUUUUGAUCGUGAGAAAACAAUGUUUUCUCACGAUCAAAUACUCAUCAAUCCUAAAAGAUAUGGGCUUGUACACGAUGACUGUGUCAAGAAAAUAUGUGUUAGCUCUACGGUGUUUGCAGAUGCAUUGAUUUCAAAGACAACUUAUUACCGCUGUAUCAGCUGUUCUUUCCCAAAUAAUUUCCCAAGAAUGUGAAUGCGCAAGGUGCACAAGCAACAUUAAGCAUGCGCCCUUAAAAUAGCAUCUGAACAACGCGCCACUGACUUUAAAGGUAUUUCCUGGUUUGUGACGCAAUUGUUUUCUGAAACUGCAAAAUAGCACCAGGGAACGUUUGCGCCACCUCCUUUCGCCGAACCGCCCCUUUGGGCGCAAGAUCAUUCCCUAAUUUACAGGCGCGUGGCGGUGGAGGGAAAAGAAAGCUCUGCGCCAGUUGCAAACUAGCAACGACCCAUGCGUCAGUGUAGAAAGUCAAUUGUGCCGGAUGCAAGAUAGGGCCCAUAAUGUUAUUCUGUGUCUUAAUCAUAUUCUUCUUAUUUAGCCUAAUUUCAGUUAAUUUUCUCCUCAUUAAAUUUUUUAGGGAUUAACAUCAAAUCACAACAAAAAUUGUUUGGCAUAUAUCAUUGCAGUGCACGACUAAUUUUAGACACCAAACAUUGCUAACGAUGCUGUCCCCUCCAAAAUAAUAAAAGACGUCUUUGACUCAAUCGGCCCAAGUAUUCAGGUCAUCCUCAACUCUUGCCUGACCAGGGGUUUUGUUCCUGCAAGUUUUUAAGCAGGCGGUUGUCCAGCCACUGCUUAAAAAACAUAACCUGGAUGCAAAAUGUCCAAGAAACUACCGUCCAAUCUCUAAAUUACCUUUUAUUUCAAAAAUCCUGGAAAAGGUGGUUUUAUCACAACUAUUGCCCUUUUUAAACCAUGCCGAGAUUUUAGAACCCUUCCAAUCAGGUUUUAGAUCACGUCACAGCACUGAGACAGCCUUAUUGAAAGUAACAAAUGACCUGCUCCUCACUCUAGACUCUGGAGAAAAUGCCAUUUUGAUCUUACUAGACCUCAGUGACGCCUUCGACACUGUCGACCACAACACCCUCUUGUCGCGCCUAGAGCAGUGGGUUGGUAUUAGUAGCACAGCUCUUCAAUGGUUUUCCUCCUAUCUCACCAAUAGAUCUUUCACAGUGUCUAUCGGACAGUUCUCCUCACCCUCUGCCCCUGUGUCCUGUGGGGUUCCCCAGGGGUCCAUUUUAGGCCCUGUCCUCUUCUGCCUUUACAUG